AUGAUCGACAUUUCAAGAACGCCAGAGUUCUCCAACUGUGGAAACAUGAAUUCCAUAUCAGUGUGCGUGUCCCCUGACCUGGACCUGGGCUCCGUGGCUGUGGCCGUAGGCAGGCAAAGGUCUCACUCCUACUACAGUCCAGAGGAGAGCAAGAACUACGGCGGGAAGACACAGACAGAGGAGACCUUUCUACGACCUCGCUCCAGGUCAUUUUACAGUGACACCUCAGAGCUUAACUCGGAUUUUGACGUGGGAAACUUCUCAAGGACCAGUCCGCUGAGGCAGAGGGCGAGCUCCCUACUCCAGUAUCACGUAAACAAAAAGGAGAAGAAAGAAGGGGACGGUGUUCGAGUCCCCUCUAAGAAGUCCAAAUCUAAACCAAGCAAGAAUUUACAGUCGAGAGAACAUAAUGGCAGUAAAGGCAAUCUCAAGCCAGUGUUCAUGAUGACCAUCUCUGAGACGGACAAGUGGGAGAUCAACUCCAGCUCGGGGAUGAAGUACGGCCAGUUUGUGGACUGGGAGAAGAUCGACCCCGAAGCGGCACAAAGAUACCAGCAGAUCCUGCAGAGUGAUCACCAGCAGCUGAAAACCAUGGCCCGAGAGGGGUUCUGGGCCACGCCGCACACGCUGAGGGCCAAAGCUUACUAUCACAUCAUCCACAGCAUCAAUUCCAGCGGGUGCGUCACUCCAGACAGAGAUGUCCACUAUGAACUGGCCAAGCAGCACUUUGGAGAACAGAACAUCAGCACCCAUCCAGUCCCAGAGUACAUGGAGGCAGGAGAAAUACCCAGAUACUGUCUCAACAAAGCCGGCCUGAACUCCGUGAAAAAGAUCCUCAUCUGUCUCGGCAAAUGCUUCCCAGACAUGAACUUCUGCCCCAUCCUGCCCGAGCUGGUCUCCCUCCUCCUCCACUUCAGCGAGGACGAGGCCGAGUGCUUCCACAGCGUGUCCCGGCUCAUCUGCUACAACGACCCCAACAAGCGCUACAUCGACCAGACUUUCCUGACCUACCGCGCCUCCUGCAUGACCUUCGGCGACCUCGCCAACAGGUGCUGCAGGGGCAUCCGCAAGCUGAUCGCCAGCUCCCACCAGAACCUCUUUGAGUUCUACUCGGACUGGAUCAUGUGGAUUUUCGCCGACCUGCCAUUCACGUACGCCAUCAGAGUGCUGGACGUCUACAUAUUGGAGGGCUACAAGGUCCUCUACAGGGUGGCGCUGGCUUUGCUCAGCCUCUACAAGGUGUCCGUGUCGUCCAGAGUGGCAGACGUGGAGGACUUCCGCACGGACAUGAAGAGGUUUGUGCAGAGUGUGGCUCGCCACUGCACGGCUGAGAACCUUCUGGAGAGGGCCUUCAUGAUCCCGAUGGCCACGCGGAGGGAGCUCAACCUCCUGUUCAACGCCAACAAGGACGCCCUCAUGCAAAAAGGUGUCGGCACGCACCAGAAGAGGCAGGCGGUUGAGAGGGUGAACUUCAGCAACUUCGUCUCCAGUGUUGUGACCGGGACCGAGAUGAGAGUGGUCUGGGCCUGGAUACCCGAGCGUUUCUCCCUUUUCAGCCCCAUCAGGCUGUUCAGCACGGCGGAACACGGAAGAAGUCUCGCUUCAUUCUAUUCACAUGUGGAGGGCCACGAACCAGUGGUCUUGAUUAUCAAAACUAUGUGUGAAGAGGUCUUUGGUGCCUUCCUGUCAACAGAUGUGAUAGAAAGAAAAAAGCAUGACUCUGAGGGGUUCACGUAUUUUGGAACUGGGGAAUGUUUUGUUUUUACGCUGCGUCCCAGCAUGGAGCGCUACCAGCAGGCCAUGGUCAACAUCAUGACCAGAGCAGCUUCCUCAGCUCAGCCGGCUCGAGACAGCGGCUUCUCCUGCUCUCCGGUGUCCAGCAGUGGCUGCUCCCCCGUCACCACCCCAGGUCUGAUCUGUCCUGCUGGGACCCCCCAGGACCCCAGCUACCUGACGAUCCCCUUUACCACCCCGUCAGAAGAGCCUGUGACGGGCAAAGAGCCCAGGAGACCGAAGGAACAGGAGGCCUCCAUGUUCAUCGCAGGCAGUGACAGUCAGCUCAUCAUCGGUGGGGAUGGAGGCCACGCACUCUACCUACAGGAAGACCUAGAGGGGGGGUACUCAGAGCCUUGUGACACAUUCAAAAGCAACCAACUCUGCAAGGGACACUUCAAGAUCCAGGCCCUGGAGGUGUGGGGCAUCCAGAACUCUAUCUCCUUUUCUCAAAGUUUUCCCUCUCAGUAGACUAACGGGAGAGAGAAGCAGUGAAACUUUGCAUCUUUUUGGUAUAAACAAUCCACCAGUGCGGUUUCAUUGGACUUGAUUUUUAUGUAAAUAUCAAAUAUUUUUUAUUUCUGUGAAAUGCACAUAUAUGCACAUUACAUAUUGUGAAGCAAUUGAGGGACAUUUUGCUCGACUUGUUGUUAACAUGUCAAGUGUUGAGCCUUAUAUCGCAUGUUUUGUCUUACUGGACUUACUGGCUCUCUUAAAACAUAAGGAAUAUCUCCACAUCAAAAAACAAACCGUCUCAUCUUAUCACAGAGGGUUGGUUGUGACACGCCAGCUACUUGACCCAGCAUGAACGCCAUCUGCUGUAAUGAAUCCUAUCUGUACCUUUCCAGGAUGUAUAUACUUCUAGGUGUUUUAUUUUUCUUAUUAUUUUGCAGUUUAUUCGCAUUUGAUACUCUUUUUAUGAUGCGGUGAUCAGUGGCUCAUGUUUUCUUUAUGCCUAAUAAUUUAUUCAGAUAUAGACCUGUUGUGAACAUUUUCAUUUUUUACUGUGUAACUGGGUCAAAUCCAAAUGCGUUUCAUACUGAAAAAACCCCAAUAUUUGUACUUGCUGUUUAGCUUUUCUGAGUUUUGAGUUCCUGAGAUGUUAACAUAUGAUAUUACUAGUAAGGGGUGUAGGUCUAUAAAUGUGUGUUUUGAUAUCCCUUACAGAUAUACAAUAUACAACAGAUACAAAUGAGGCCUGACCAGGGCGAUGGGGACCUGGUCCUGUCUCCCAAAAACAAAUGAGACAGGUGCUGCGUUCUAGUGCUGGUGAAACUAUCGGAAGCGGCAAAGGUGCAUCUGACCCUGAUCUAAACUGGGGAAAAACGUGUUUUGUGUUUGUAAGUUUGAUUUGCUUUUGUGUGUGUGUGUGUUUUUAUAUAUAAAAGACAAAAAAACUAAUUUUAUUUGGAUAUUAAAAACAAUAUCCACAAUGAAUGUACCAGUUGGUCUGGAUCUCGUUGUAAA
Molecule: messenger RNA, 3240 nt
Organism: Anoplopoma fimbria (sablefish)
Lineage: Eukaryota; Metazoa; Chordata; Actinopteri; Perciformes; Anoplopomatidae
Product: TBC1 domain family member 24-like
Exons: 11
Coding region: 1-2244 (747 amino acids)
Source: RefSeq, a predicted model, not a curated record